AUGGGUAUCAGUGAAAUCGUCGCCGAUGAGUCGCUUUUACCAGUGCUUCAGACUAGCGCUGAGACUCUGGUCCAGUGCCAGCACCUCCUCACCAUAUUAAAUCCCGAUACUCUGCCCAAUGAUAGCGCCGAGCUCCGAGAAUUAUCCUUAGCGGUAUCCAAGCAACAAAAACGCCUAUUCGCACUAUUGGCCCAACUCCGUGGCCAAAAUCGAGAUGCCAUCUUUCGCGUGCGUGACACGAAGCAAUCAACUGCAGAAGCUCGACAAGAAAUUGACCGGCUACAUCUUCAACUUCAGAACUUGUACUAUGAACAGAAGCAUCUGACUGGCGAAAUUGCCGCUUGCGAGGCCUAUGAUCACAAAUAUUUAUCCCUCCCUUUGAUCCCGGUCGAAGAAUUCUUGGAGCUCCACCCCGAACAUCGUGAAUCUAGCGAGCAUGACCUCAUGAUCGCCCGCAUCGAACAUGAGCAUGCUGAACGAGAGAAGCUGGAACAAGCGCGGCAAGAGCUUCUGAAGCGCAAGCAGGGCUUGAUCGCAGAGAAUAAGAAAAGGAAGAACGACCUUGCCAACCUCGACCAAGAUCUCGAAAAGUUCAUUGAUAGCACAAAGCAUGUCCCGACUAUGACGAUCAAAACAGGAGACCAGGAGUCUCCUCAGGCUUCGGCCUCUCAAGUCGACCAACCCAGCGUCCAGCGCGCUCCACCCCCAGAAACCCCGGCCGCCCUCCAAACGCGAUUUCGAGUGAUAGCAGCCUUUUGGGCUGUAAUUAUAUUCCUUGGAUUUCCGAUAUGGUGGAAGACAACAUCGAUCUACCGGGCAUCUCUCCCCAUUGAGGAAAUGGUGGAUUGGGCUGAUGGCAAGGCGUGCCGACCAGUGUUCCCUUUGGAAAUUCACCUUGCGACACCUUCAAUGCAAUACUUUGAGGCCCAGCACCUCCUCCGUACGACACAACAUACUCUCGAUGAUCUCAACGAGUUCGCAGCACAUCACCUUCGACUUAAGUUGACCAACGGCACCACGGCGGUUCAUAAUGGCGAAGAUAGCUUGGAAAAUGCCACUCCCGCGGAAGAGACAGCGGAUAUUGCAUUGACCGUCCGAUUAUUGCCUCGGGAUGACCUAGCAAGCCCUCGGUCAGAGCUCCAUGCAGCUACGACGCAGCUUGAUAUCUUCUACCCGCCGAGCCAGGUUCCCGUACCUUCCUCCUCCAAUUCCCCCCUAUCCACUUUCAUUGCAGCGGAGCUGCAGCGAUUGUAUGGCGAGGAAAAGGCUACUAUAGCCCACAUCUUGUCUGGAAAUACCGCUGGGCUUGACUCGACCUCACCACAACUCGCCGAAGAUAUCGACCGAAGAUUGCGCCGAUCGAUGAAGUAUGCUGAAACCUACCACCUCUCUUUUUCACUGUUCACCCCUAGAUCUGAACCUUCCUCGUGGGACAUUGAGGCUGCCGUGAAGGAAUAUGUCACCCCCCUCCUACAGGCAUUGUCUCCUAUCAGUAAUUUCACUGUCGACACCCAAGUACAGCUCUAUGCGAACUUUGCACCCACUGCGCCGAAGCCUGAGUAUGAUGAAUCUGAGGCGGCAUGGACACUGAAGAAAGAAGGUCUAAGUGCCUUCGUUAAUGCUGCUGAGUGGCCUCUGAACCCGAGUAUCGGCAAUGGCCCGACGAUCAAUUUCAUCCUCUAUGUCCCAGACCCUUCGCAGUCUCCGCUCAUUGUCAAGGAGAACCGUGCUUCAAGUUGGAUGGUUCCCCAAUGGGGCGGAGUUUUCCUCCUUAACCCGCCGCUUUCCAAUACCGAGCAGGGUGACCGGUCCAAUCCUUCCCAUCUCUCCCAGGACUCUUUAGGCCCUGCAUUCAUGACAUUUUCUCAUCAACUCCUCACCCUCCUUGGCACUCCAAGUACACCGGCCUCCCUCCCACUCCGUCUUCAGACAUCUAUCCGCAUUCGCGCGGCCACUUUGUUGCUCUCCGCCUCAUCAACAAUGGGCUCGCUUGCCCGUCUUACUGAGUCUUUGCCUUCUAUCCCUAUUCCAGCAACCGUGGCUACCUCGGUCUCUACCACUCUCUCUCAUCUGGCUGCCUCCUGUGCCCAUUUGCGAGAGGGUCGUUUUGGCGCCGCGCUUGCCAGCGCCAGAGUCGCGGAGACAGAAGCUGAGCGCAGCUUCUUCGAGAAGAGUAUGGUGGGUCAGGUAUAUUUCCCAGAUGAGCAUAAGGUGGCGGUUUAUCUGCCCCUUCUGGGACCGAUUGGUGUCCCUCUUGUUGUUGGGUUGCUCAAGGAGCUCAAGAGAAUUGCCGCUCGACGCAAGGCGACGGGGACAGCAUCGUAG
Messenger RNA from Penicillium griseofulvum, 2325 nucleotides. Its product is annotated as PIG-S family GPI transamidase component. Lineage: Eukaryota; Fungi; Ascomycota; Eurotiomycetes; Eurotiales; Aspergillaceae. Gene Ontology annotation, biological process: attachment of GPI anchor to protein. The record is from RefSeq and is a predicted model, not a curated record. Bases 1 to 2325 code for a protein of 774 amino acids. The transcript is spliced from 4 exons. Gene Ontology annotation, cellular component: GPI-anchor transamidase complex.